GAUCACGUGACAAAAUAUGGCGGCGCCCACGAUAUGUAAACGACAAGUUUUUGCAGGACAUGUUUAUAACCAAUUAAGCAUUCAACCUGCAUAUUAAUGAUACUAUCGGUGUUAAACAUAUACUUUGUGGUUCAAAUAACAUGGAUACAAUGAUUUGAGUUAAUCAAGAGUAGCUAACCACAAUCAAUGAAAGAAAUGGCUACUCAGCAAGAGGAGUGGAAUGAUUGGGUGGGAGAGUUAUUUGCCCCAGCUGUUGAUGUGACUGUAAAGGAUUUACUGGGUGAGAAGACACCAGAGGAGGAAACUGUGAUCAAGGCUAGGAUCAAACAUGUGUCUGCAUUUGAUCCAGAGGCGAUUCGUAAAGUAUAUGAGAGGGUGCGCCUCAUGUCUGUCAUGGAUGACGAGAUGAAGGCCCAGCAACAGUUACCAGGCACAGAAAAAACAGCCAUAACAGAUGGUGAAACUGUCGAAGAAAAACCUCAGAAGAAAACUGUAGAAGUCGAAUUGGACAAUUCAUGUAUCUGGGACUCUGAUGAAAUCAGUAUUCUCCGACAAGCCUUUAAAUCUGUCAAGGGAGAAAAUAUCAGACUUACAGGCAGAUGUAAGGAGUUAGAGAAGAGAAAUCUUUAUCUGGAAACACGUUUGGGAACUCUUUCCGGAGAGGUGGAAAGUAAAGCAGUUAAAAUAACAGACAUCAACAAAGCAAAUAGUCGUAUGAAAAUCCACUGUGAGAAAUUGCAAGAUGAACUUGACCAUGCUAAUGCACGACUAACAGCUAUGGAGGAAAUUUUCUCUGAGAUCAGUUCAGAAAAGGGGGCAAUGGUGAAAGAAGUGCAUGAAUUACGUGUACAGAGAGACAAAGACAGAAUGGAAAAGGGACGACUGGAAUUAAAUUUAGAGUCUGUUCAAAAUGCAGCAGAAAGUGAAAAACUUGCAGCAGGUGAAAGUGUCAAGGUACAAUGCCAGAUGGAAAUAAUGGAACUGGAGAAACGUGUGGCUGAGCUUACAGCAGAUCUAGCCAAUGAGAGACGAGUUCACGGCAUUACUAAACGAGGGCUAGAUCAUUUAAGGCAACACUUUGCUAGUCUUCCUCUCUCCAAUAUAGUGCCCCCAAAUUCUGUACGGUCAGAUCAAGUGUCAAGGUUCCAGUACUGAUAGACAUCACAUAUCUAUCUUUAAAUGAGCCUUGCUCAAAAAUAAGCCCCCUUCUUCAUUUUUGCAGAAUUGUUAAUAAAUAGUUAGCUGAAAAGUGGCUCAGAUAUUUUCCUUUUUAUGUACAUGAGUUAUUGGUUUACUGCCUUUAUGACUCUGCCUACUUCUAAGUAUUGUCUCACAAACUAGCCGGGUAUUGUCAUUGUUCUGUCAGUGUUCACAGAUAAGCCUUUCCUUAAAAUAUUACCUUUUAUAACUUUGAUACUAUAGGGGAGGAUAAACAGGGUACUAUAAGCUAAAGGUGGUUCACAAAUAAUAGCCCACCCCAAACUUUAAUAGUCAAUUAUACUAGGGAUAGGGGGCUUAUUUUAAGAUAAAAACAGUAUUAAGCCAAUUGUAGACACCCCCC
Molecule: messenger RNA, 1561 nt
Organism: Pecten maximus
Lineage: Eukaryota; Metazoa; Mollusca; Bivalvia; Pectinida; Pectinidae
Product: myosin-8-like
Exons: 3
Coding region: 187-1155 (322 amino acids)
Source: RefSeq, a predicted model, not a curated record